Molecule: messenger RNA, 1979 nt
Organism: Sipha flava (yellow sugarcane aphid)
Lineage: Eukaryota; Metazoa; Arthropoda; Insecta; Hemiptera; Aphididae
Gene: Hr78
Product: nuclear receptor subfamily 2 group C member 1-A
Exons: 10
Coding region: 345-1808 (487 amino acids)
Biological process (GO): cell differentiation; anatomical structure development; regulation of transcription by RNA polymerase II
Molecular function (GO): RNA polymerase II cis-regulatory region sequence-specific DNA binding; zinc ion binding; nuclear receptor activity
Source: RefSeq, a predicted model, not a curated record
CGCGUACUAUCUCCCGUCCGUCCGUCGUCGAAAAUCCUUUUCAGACGUCGCGUUGUUAUUUGUUUUUUUUGUUUUCCCGUCAUCGUCGCGCCGACCAGCUGCACGGUUUUCGUCUUCCCCGUCACCGUUUGCCGCUGUGGCGUUUCACACCGCCGCCGCCGCCGCCGCCACCGCCGCCGCCGCCCAUCGUCCGGGUGUGUUCCAUCGGUCCGGUUCUUCCAGCGGUUCGCGCGCGUACGGCUGCUUCGCGGGCAAUGGCAUUCGCCCUCAACACUGCUGGAGACCCCUGCGCUUGUUUAAACCAAGAACUCCACAGAACAAUCAUCUAAUAUCUAAAAAUUACAAUGAAUAUUGAAGACAUGAUUGGGAACGACAAAAUGCAUUCUUUUUGCUUACCUGUUGAGUCAUGUGUAGUUUGUGGCGAUCGAGCUUCAGGUCGUCAUUAUGGAGCCAUCAGCUGUGAAGGGUGCAAAGGGUUUUUCAAAAGGUCUAUCCGUAAACAAUUAGGCUAUCAAUGUCGCGGUACUAAAAUGUGUGAAGUAACAAAGAAUCACCGUAACCGAUGCCAAUAUUGUCGUCUUCAAAAAUGCUUAUCUAUGGGAAUGAGAAGUGACUCUGUGCAACAUGAAAGAAAACCAGUUUCAGAUAGAGUUGAAUCUAACCAUAACAUGCCUACUAGUCCAGAUAAUAAUAACAUUCCUACAUUUUCUUAUGGAAAUAAUUCAUUUAUAAAAAACGAUAUGCAAUUUAUGAAAAAUGAAAUGCAUUUCAUAAAAACUGAAAUGCCAUAUGCUGGACAUCGUUCCAUCUAUAACGAUCAAACAUCAAUAAAUAUGUUACAAUCUUCAAAUGAAAAUGAUUCAACUGUCAGAAAUCAGAAUUACACGGAUUAUUAUAUGGCUGAGGAUGAAGAAUCAUCAGCUAGUUGUUCUCCAAAAAUGGAACAAGAUAUUAAACCAUUUAAUCAAGACAAUAAAAGCCUAUUAGUACUUGCUUUAGAUUCAAUGACCAAUAUAACACAGCAAAAUUCUAAUGGAACUGAAGCAUCAUAUGAGAAUGAAGUGCAAAGUUACAUUGCUAUAGAUACAUCUGAGGAUAUUAUACCAGCUGGUAAUGUUAACUUUCCAUUUCAAUCGCCUAGUCCUAAAUAUGCCUACUUAAACCUACAUUUCAUUUGUGAAAGUGCCUCGAGAAUGUUGUUUUUGUCCAUAAAUUGGGUUCAAAGUCUCCCAGUGUUCCAGCUACUAUCAUUUGAUGUACAGCUUAGUUUAUUAAAAAAUUCUUGGUCCCAAUUAUUCAUCUUGGGUUUAUCUCAGUGUUCACAAGUAUUAUCAUUGAUACCAGUACUAAGUUCUAUGAUAACACAUUUACAAAACGAAAUGACUCAUAACUCAGCAAAUUCUAUUAAGGCUAAAGAGCUCAUCGAUUACCUCAACAGAAUACAAGAUUAUGUUACUGAAAUGGAGAAUAUCGAUAUGAAUGAAGUAGAAUAUGCAUAUUUAAAAUUAAUAUCCUUGUUUAACACUGAUAAUCCGAUUGAAAGACAACAAUUGUACAAACUUCAAGAAAAAACUGUCAAAGAAUUAAAACAAUAUUUAGUAAAGGAAUGUACUGUUGAACAUCGUGUUGCUAUAUUAUUGUUACGACUUCCAACACUGCGAUCAUUUCAGCCUAAUAUCAUAGAAGAAAUAUUUUUUUCUAGUUUAUUGGGUAGUUUUCAAAUUGAUGCAAUUAUACCUCAAAUAUUGAAGUUAAAAGGUUCAAGUACAGAGUAUGAAGAUUUUGUUUCCAAGAAUUAUACAUCAUAAUUUUUAACAUAAAUACUUGACAUUUGCACUUCCAUAUAUUGAAAACAAUAAUGAAAUCAAAAACUUGCAACAAACAUUACUUAUCUUCUAAGUAUAACAUAUGUUAAAAUAAUUUAAAAAUGUAUCUAUUUUUCAGUUAUUGUAAAGUAAGUAAAAACUGUGUACAAUGUA